AUGCCGCGACCGAAAGAGGAGGUCAUUAGUGAUUUUUUGCUUGGUGAAGUAGAGAAGCAUAAGCUGCUGAAGAGGCCAUGCAUCGUAGGGUUCCAAGGUCCUCAAGGGAGUGGCAAAUCGUAUACGUGUGCGCGUAUCGCUGAGUACCUAGGUUCGCGAGAUCCGCCUGUUCGGGUCGAAGUGUUCUCGUUGGAUGGUGCGUCGAUAUUACUGAUACCUUGA
Malassezia restricta is the source of this 222-nucleotide messenger RNA. RefSeq lists its product as uncharacterized. The record is from RefSeq and is a predicted model, not a curated record. Lineage: Eukaryota; Fungi; Basidiomycota; Malasseziomycetes; Malasseziales; Malasseziaceae. The transcript is spliced from 2 exons. The coding region runs from base 1 to 222 and encodes 73 amino acids.